Molecule: messenger RNA, 2893 nt
Organism: Carassius gibelio (silver crucian carp)
Lineage: Eukaryota; Metazoa; Chordata; Actinopteri; Cypriniformes; Cyprinidae
Gene: ubtd1a
Product: ubiquitin domain containing 1a
Exons: 3
Coding region: 1151-1843 (230 amino acids)
Molecular function (GO): protein binding
Source: RefSeq, a predicted model, not a curated record
UCCUGACAGUAGAAUAUGAGACAGAUAAUCUGUGGAAAAAAUCAAGCUCCUCUGGCUCCUCCCAGUGAUCCUAUUGCCAUUUGCAGAAAGUCAUGCGCUCCCGGUAAAAAACAACCAAUCAGAGCUGCGGUCCGUAACUUUGUUUGUGUUCAAAAUGUAGAAAAUGAAAAUAAUAAGCGAGUACACCAUGAAUCCAUUUCCCAAACCGUGUUUUUAGCUUGUCCUGAAUCACUAGGGUACACCUAUAAUAAGUAUUUAUAUUCGGACUAUUUUAGAUUGCUUCGGGGGUACCGCGGCGGAGUAACCCAGUACCUUUGUGAUUCUUCAUAGACAUAAACAGAGAGAAGUAGCUCCGGCUACAAUGUUCUUCCGCAAGACGCAAGCAGUUCUGUUUAUUAACCGCUAGAGCGUCAAAAGUUCCCUACUGCAGCUUUAACAUCUAUAAAUGCAUUGCUGUGCAUUAAAUAUAUUGCUGCCUUUAGAUGGCAGUGUACCAUCCUUUCACCAUUUCAUUUCAUUUUAUUUUUUCUUUCUUUCUUUCCUCCCGGUCAGUGGUGAUUAAUAGCAAAUAACUACAGUUUUCUUGUUGUAUCAGUAACUGGAGUAACGUUUGGGAAAAUAUACAUGAAUAUGCCAUAUCCCCUGCUGUAUUUCUGCUGUUUCUCCAUGCAGCGCUUGUUCAGGAUAAUGUGCAAGAACGCCCUCUAGUCGCAGAUUUCACCACUUCACCGGUUUCAUUGUUUAGGGCUCAACACUGAGUAAUUCUUCUUUAGGGGUUUGAGUGUGGACAACAUACGGAAUUAUGUGUGUGUUAAACUCCGAGGAUAAUUUAAUAUCAAGUUUAUAUUUGUACUACCUGUCUAUUGACUGCAUUCGUGUGAUGACUUUGUCUUCCUGGAAGGUUACUGAUCAGCUUAAGUCUUAGACGAAUGUCGACUCAGCGGAAUAGAACGGGCUUGUGUCUGCGCUCGGACAGCAACAUAUCUGAUUACCUAAAAUAAUAUUCAACUAGACAAAAUCUUUCUUAUGCAAAAACUAAAUAUAAUUUAUUAACGUCAUUGACUAGGACUUCUUGCAUUUUGGAUCCUGUAGAAAUGCAUUUACUCGGGCAUCAGGCGUCUGAAGCUUGGUCCUGAUGUGAGUUUGAGUGAUGGGAAGUUGUUUUGGAGUGAUACGUCAAAGGUCUCACCUGUCCUCCAGGAAUGCAUCCAGAUACAGCACCAAAGGAGGAGGACGCAAUGAGCCCCUGAAGAAAGAUAAGCCCAAGUGGAAAAGUGAAUAUCCUAUGACAGAGGGCCAGCUGCGCAGUAAAAGAGAUGAAUUCUGGGACACGGCCCCAGCUUUUGAUGGCCGUAAAGAGAUCUGGGAUGCACUGAAAGCUGCAGCUGUCGCGAUUGACUGUAAUGACCAUGAACUGGCGCAGGCUAUUGUAGAUGGAGCCAGCAUCACACUGCCUCAUGGGUCUCUUAUGGAAUGCUAUGAUGAACUGGGGAACCGCUAUCAGCUCCCUGCAUACUGCUUGGCUCCUCCAGUCAACCUGCUGUCUGAGUGCAACGAUCAUAAUGUGUCUGAAAACUCUGAGCUACAGGAGAAGGAGGAGAAGGAGUUCCAGCUGAAGGUGCGUCUCUCCACCGGAAAAGACCUUCGCCUCAGCGCCACGAUGGCCGAUUCCAUCCGUCAGCUGAAAAAACAGCUUCAAAUUCAGGAAGACAUUGAUACCGCACACCAGCGCUGGUUUUUCUCUGGAAAGCUACUCACGGAUAAAACACGUUUACAAGACACCAAAAUCCAGAAGGACUUUAUAAUACAGGUCAAUGUUAGUCAGCCCAUUGUUCCCAACUAAACACACAAAUCUUUGAACUGGGACUCAAUGAACUCAAACCUAUGUUUCUAUUAUAUCAUCUCACUGAUCCGGUGUGAGUUUCAACACUUGAGCUUUUCUAAAUAUUAAACACAAACAUUUUCUUCCAGAAAGGUAUAUUUUCUUGAACCUAUGAGGAGCUGAAAAGGUCAUAUAUACAUGCAUGUGUAAAAUAUUAAUAUAGUUACACAGCAAUUGGAGAGUAUAUUCACAAGAUUUUGCAAAAUAAGUUUCCAUUUACUGUAUGCUUAACAAUCAAUAAUUGUAGCAUACUAAUUGUAUAAUAUUUAAUUAGAUACCUUGCCUUGGUUUUAAUAUCCCUACAUAUGUUGUGUGGAUAUUCAUUUCCAUAUUCCAUGCGGUAUCAUUUGCCUUGAUCCUUGAUUCAGUCUGGUGUCCAUUACUGAGCAGAACUUUUUCAAUUUACAGAGCGUAUGGAUUUUUUAAAUCUUAUAGGGGACUAAUCAUAGACUGGAGACUUUUACGUAUCUGUGUUAGCUGUAAAACAACAACAUAAACAAAAACAACCUGUGUUUCUGUGCUUAAGUUGUUUGUAUACAUUUGUUUGUUGACAUGCUUUUAUAAUGUAUUGCAGGACAGACAGGUUAAUAAUAAAAAAUAAAUAAUAAUAAUAAUAAAAAAAAAAUCAUAAAUUGUUAACAACAUUUGCGGCAUAAUCAAAUCACCACAAGAGAGGAUUUAUUUACGGAUUUUUUUUUUCUUUUUUAAUUUUAUGUGAUUAAAUGAAAUAGCAACUGUAAAACAUGUCAAAAUGUGUGUCAGUGUAAAUACCAGAGAAUGGUUUAUUUUUAACACCAUGUUUUAAUAAACAACGUACAAAGAUAUAUGUCUGACUGACAAACUCUCAGCUUACCACAUGUCCUGUGAUGUGAGUGGAAACCUUUUUGUUAUUCUUUGCUCUUUUGAUAUUAAUAAUAUACAAUAUGAAGCAAAUUGACUAGAAUAGUAUAUUUUAUAUGAGUGCCAGCUCAUGUUGGAAUUAAGGGAAAUUAAAAAGUAGACAAAAUGGUA